Athalia rosae (coleseed sawfly) is the source of this 3234-nucleotide messenger RNA. RefSeq lists its product as uncharacterized. The record is from RefSeq and is a predicted model, not a curated record. NCBI's taxonomy places the organism in Eukaryota, Metazoa, Arthropoda, Insecta, Hymenoptera, Athaliidae. The transcript is spliced from 4 exons. The coding region runs from base 687 to 1796 and encodes 369 amino acids.
GAACGGGGAGCGAAACUACCGCGUCUAAUGACGAGAGACACGAGACGUGAGUAGUACGUUUCUAUUACCAAGAUCCAUAUUUGUCAACGCGCCUCUUUCUGAUACGUCCUUCGUCACUUGUGAAAAAAAAAAAAAAAAUAUUACUCGCAAUCAGUUUAAUGGAGUUGUCGACUGUAACGGCGAGUAGAUGAAUAUCGUGGUAUGAAUAAAAAGUGUCCAAAGAAGUCGGUCUGGAUACAACGAACGUUCGGGUGUCGCGGAUGUCGCGACGAAUACACUCGCGAAGGUUUUUUUCGGGGGUCAGCGGCGAAAUCCAGGUGGGUCUUGUAUCCUCCGUACGUAAAGUUCUCCCGUGAGUUGGAAAUUUGCGAUGUAAGGUGGGUGGUUAGGUAGUCGCGAGGUGCCAGAGAGCUGCCGAAGCGAGCAUGCGAUAAUAUUACUCGUGGCGAGGGCUGAGUAUUGCCGAGGGGUUGAACUGCACGCCAGUCCGUGGUGAGACGUGACUCGCGGUAGUACGCCUGCCUAUAAUACAUUUUUUGGUUCCUCUGGCCUCCCGUCUGCGUUGUUUGUCUACGCGGAGCCGCCACGUUGAACGAUUAUAUUUAUUCUGGUCUGCCGGUGCCGCGACUCCGCCGCUUAUCGAAUGUGUUCGACAAAAUUGAAUUUACCCACACCGUCGUUGCCGAAUGCGCCUCCGACCCCCGAAGGUCAUCGGGGUCAGCGGAGUUGACUGCAACGUAUCGAUAAAUUUAUCGGCGUACGCUCGCGCAUUUUGGGGUUUCGGUCAUCCGAGGUUCGCCACUGUGGCUUCGUACAGAAGACGACAACUCCUUGCGGAGGAAGUCCCGGGACUCUACAUCCGAAGGCUGACCCUCGAGGAUCCGAAGGGCGCGAAAGACCGUUCCCAGUCAUCGUCGGCCCGUCACGUCUGCUAUCCGAGGCGCAGACCCUCCCCCCCGUUGAUUGGCCCAGGACGGAAAACGUCAAGCUAUCGCGGCGUGACGCAGUGGUUCGACCAGAUGAAAACUGAGGUGCCCCCCUUCCUCACGAUCACCUCUCUACAGCUUCCCGAUUCACCGAUCCCCCUGAUCGACUCGCAGGCGAUAGCCCGUUGCCGAUCGCGAAGAGAUUCCACGCCCGCUGGAGCGUCCGACGCGAACGACGACAAUGACGCAAUCAUGGACGAACUACUCGGUAAGGUCGCAGCCGUCAGAGGUCACGCCGAAGGUCAAAGAUCCAAGAGGAACAAAGACCCACGCGCGUCGUCGGCAACCUGCAACAGCCGAGAGUUCACGGAUCUAGAAGAGUGCACGCGAAGGAUAAUAGAAGGACCCGGCUGUCCCGUUAGAAAAAAGUCACCGAGAUCUCGGAAAGCCACCGACGAAAGUGAAACGCGCGAUUGCAUCUGUUCGGAAGUAUCGGAGAACCUGCGGAUCAAUAUUAGAAAAAAGACGGAGGUCCGUCGUUCGUCCCGCAGCCCGAGUCCGGAGGUUACGCACGUCAUAAGGAUCGCCAUGAAGUACCACGGGCAACAGGAUUGCCCGGAGCAGCGGGAGGUGACGGGUGUAGCGGGCCCCCGAGCGGAAAAAGAAGAGAUCGACAACAAGAGGAACGUGCUAGCGGGGGGACGCCCAGGGGGAUGCUGUCCCGGUGUGAGCGUCGCUCUGGAUUUCACGUUGAACUGUUCGAGUCUCCAGCUGACGUCGCGCGACGUUUGCGUCAAGACGGACAAAAAGAGGGGAUCGUUGACGCGUCUCGGUGACGAUACGCGAUCGAUCGAAGACGCCGAGCAAUGAAUUCCCGCGGGACGGAUCGGCUUUUGCCCGAAAAUUCGAUAAAGGUUCGCGAAAAAAAAGGAAACGAGCGAUGGGGAAACGAGAACGAGAACAAGAAGAACGAGGAGAAGCAGAAGAAGAAGAGGUCGCGCCGUGCAGCAGCUGAGAUUAUUAUCCCACGCAGCGUCGCGUAGCGCCCGCGCGCGUCCCGCUGCAGCGCACACCGUGUGACGUUUAAACAGGUUUUAUUUAUGACACGACGUCGCUCCUCGCGGUAGACUCUGCGUAUGUAUUUAUGCCGUAUGUAGUGUAUUUAUGCUACGUAUAUGUAUAUGUAUAUGUAUAUCGUGCGGUAUAGUGCGACGUCGAAUUUCCCACGUUCCCCACCCCGCCCCCAGGCUAGACAGUCCUUCGCGAUUAGGUGUAUACCCUCCGAGAUCUACCUGUAUACAUACACAUGAGCUCGUAAUCUCGCUGAAAAAAGGGCUGAAUCUUCGAACUCCCGGCUCACAAGCCACGGGUCAAGGAUAUCGCCGAAGCUCAGUCGCUCACCUGCGUCGAGCUUAUAUCCCAUGGAAAAUACAAGUCUUAUCAUUUUGGAUUGCAUUGCAAAAAAAAAAUAUGUGUAUUAUUCCAUUCGGAUGACGUUCGCGAGAUUUAUUAAUUUCGUUUUUCAGCUCAAUCGUUAAGCGUUAGUCGAUAUAAACUGUGGUCAGCGGCUCAUAUCUGCAUACGGAGAUAAAACAGGUGCAACGGUCCCCUGAACCUGGUCCGCGGUGCAGCGUUAUAGUUAUAGUAUAUUAUUGCCGCAGCAAAUUUCGCACCGUCAUCGUCAAAUAAAUACGUUAAUCGUACGAGGAGAGUAAGAAAAAACAAAACAAAAAAAAAAAAGGUAGGAGAAUAAAAGGAAGAGAGAAAAAAGAAGUCCGGGCGAGGACGCGAGAAGUUUUGGGUCUCAUGUGCCGGCGCGGGAUUCGCGAGAAGCUGUUGCUGCAGCGGCAUCUCGCGCUGCGGCUGUGGGGGCGAGCGAAGAGCGAAAGAAGGAGGAACACGGCGGGGGGCUACGGGGAACGGGGGGAACGGCCAUGAACCAUUUUCGCCCUUAGAGCAGCGGCGACGACGCGCCGCGAGCGAACGAGCACCGUACAACACAGACAAAAUAAAACUGAAGCGAAAAGCGGCGGAGAGCGAGGAGAGUGCAACGGGCAGCCGAACUUCCAGCGCUGCACAACGUAGAAACGUAGAACGGAGAGGAACGGGGAAGAACGGAGAACGGGGGAAGGCGAACGUAUCGCGAGAAACGGACGAAACGGGGGACCGCGAAAGCCCGGAUCGGUAACCGGAGGCAAUGGACCAAGCGGGAGCAACGGCGUAUCUCUCGCGUGCUCUCCGCGCCCGAUACCUGUCCUCCGAUUCAUGUGUGUACACCGCACCCGCCUCGUGUACGUGUUACGCCUAC